AUUCGUUAACGUUUCUGUUUGUCGAGUCGCUUCGAAUUUUCUUUGUGGCUGUUAAGUAAUAAGUUCUUAUGAAUUGUGAUUUAAUGUUGAAACAUUGUGAGAGAUAAUAUAGUGCUAAAAGUGGUACUUAAAUAAUCACCUUUAUAACGACAAAAAUAUUUUUUCGUAAGAAGAAAAUGUCUAGGGAUAUAAUAUAUUAUUCUGAAAAAUAUUAUGACGAGGAACACGAGUAUAGGCAUGUGGUGUUACCAAAAGAAAUGGUGAAAUUAGUGCCUAAGAAUCAUCUGAUGUCGGAACAGGAGUGGCGUGGUAUUGGUGUUCAACAGAGUCAAGGAUGGGUGCACUAUAUGACACAUCAACCAGAACCUCAUAUCCUGCUAUUCAGGCGGAAGAAGACAACCCCACCGGAGAAAAAGUAAGACCAUAAGAAAAAAAGGUUGUGAUAAAUGUAUUGUACAGUUUUGUCUUGAGAUUAGACAUAAUUAAUUAUAAUUUGCCUCAAAACAAGCCUCCAUAACACUCGCUUUUCAUUUGACAUGAAAUUAUCUGGAAUAAUAUGUAGGUAAUUAUAAACUGAAUCUCUUACAUGAUAUAUAAAUGUGCCUUAUCAGGAAAUAAGAUAUUUUUUGACAGAAAGAAAUGUGUAUUUCUAUUUAUUUUCACAGUGGAUAUAAUUAUGACAAUGUAACAUUAAAUAUUUGUCAUACUAAUCAUUGUGAGGGCACUAGUAUGUAUUGAUUACACAGUAUUGAUCAGGUUUGUAUACCGUCCUUUAUUAAAUGCAGGAUUAGUGUUUACAAUAUUGUCAAAAAAAAAUCUUUACAUCUUUUGUGCUGUGACAUUAAAUUCAUUUAUGUUCCUAUUUAAGUUUUUUUAAAUAAUAAUAUUUCUAAUUGCAGUGUCAAAGUAUAUAAGUUUGUUAUGGGUAUAAUCUUUAUUCCAUAUUCUUAAGUUGCAACCUAAAUAAGUCAUUAAUUUUAAGUCAUCGCUACAUUAUUUUCAAGACAAGAACUUCUUCUAUAAUAAACAUUAAUAAUUUCUUUUUCUUUCUAUGUUUAAAAUAGGAAUAAAUACAUGACAAUUUUAUUAUAAUUUUCUUUGUAUAGUAUUUUAAGAAUUGACCACCAAUUAUAAUAAUGCAAAUAUUUUUGGUAGCUUUUUAAUAUAGAUUGAUUUCUUUUGUUUGACCAGCCAUUGUCUAAAUCGAUAUAGGUUAUUUUUAAAUGUAUAUAAUGAAAUUGAAAUCAAUAAAAGGCACACUGUAUCAUAAUCGGGUGUUUGUAAAUUAAUGAAAUAAUGUUUGGUACAAAUAAAUUAUUUGGUGCUAUGUUA
Molecule: messenger RNA, 1332 nt
Organism: Vanessa atalanta (red admiral)
Lineage: Eukaryota; Metazoa; Arthropoda; Insecta; Lepidoptera; Nymphalidae
Gene: Cks30A
Product: cyclin-dependent kinases regulatory subunit
Exons: 3
Coding region: 177-419 (80 amino acids)
Biological process (GO): regulation of mitotic cell cycle
Cellular component (GO): SCF ubiquitin ligase complex; cyclin-dependent protein kinase holoenzyme complex
Molecular function (GO): histone binding; cyclin-dependent protein serine/threonine kinase activator activity; ubiquitin binding
Source: RefSeq, a predicted model, not a curated record